Molecule: messenger RNA, 1490 nt
Organism: Erigeron canadensis
Lineage: Eukaryota; Viridiplantae; Streptophyta; Magnoliopsida; Asterales; Asteraceae
Product: UDP-glycosyltransferase 90A1-like
Exons: 2
Coding region: 1-1398 (465 amino acids)
Molecular function (GO): UDP-glycosyltransferase activity
Source: RefSeq, a predicted model, not a curated record
AUGACAAUAUCUACACCACCACAUUUCGUCAUAUUUCCGUUCAUGUCAAAAGGCCACGCCAUCCCUCUCCUUUACCUCGCACGCAUCCUUGCAAACCGUCAUAUCUCCGUCACCAUCAUCACCACCCCAUCAAACUAUACCAACACCAAAACCACCCUCGAAAACGACCCUAUUAUCAUCAUCAACAUCCCAUUCCCCGAAAACAUCCCCGAUGCCCCUCCAGGAGUAGAAGUCAUAGACAAACUUCCUUCCAUGUCAACAUUCAUUAACUUCGUGAAUGCCACCGAACACCUCAAACCGCGGUUUGAAGAGGUUGUCUCGAGUCUCCCACAUGCCACUUGCAUAAUCUCUGACGGGUUUUUAUUCUGGACUCAGGAAUCCGCCGAGAAACUAGGGAUUCCCCGUUUGAUGUUUUACGGAAUGAAUAUUUUUUCCAUGACCAUCAGCAAUAUCAAAGAAAAGUUCAAGCCACAUGCCACAGUUAGCUCGGACGACGAGCUAUUUUCGAUACCAGGAUUUCCCAGGAUUAAGCUAACGGCAAAUGACUUUGAACGUUUGUGGAGUGACCUCGACCCAAAAGACCCUAUGCUGGAUUUAUUAGUGAAGACCGAGAAAGCUAUGGUUAGGAGCAAUGGCAUGGUGGUUAACAGCUUUUACGAGCUCGAGUCAGAGUUUAAUGAUUACUGGAAUCGAAACUUUGAACCCAAAGCUUGGUUGGUCGGACCUUUCUGUGUAGCCAAACCACAAGCACCAAAGAGGGUGAAAAGGCCAACAUGGAUCGAGUGGCUCGACAAGAAGCUCUUGGAGAAUGAGCCGGUGAUAUACGUGUCAUUUGGAUCACAAGCGGAGGUAUCUCAAGACCAGGUACUUGAGGUUGCCCAAGGGUUGGAAAAGUCAAACAUAAGCUUCAUGUGGGCAUUGAAACAAAAGCAGUUGGAGUUAAUCACAGGAGAGUUUGAAGAGAGGGUGAAGGGGAGGGGGAAGGUCGUGACAACAUGGGUAGAUCAGAUGGAGAUCCUGAAACAUGAAGGUGUGUGUGGAUUUUUAAGUCAUUGUGGAUGGAACUCGAUGUUGGAGAGUAUGUGUGCGGGUGUGGCAGUGUUGGCAAUGCCGUUGAUAGCAGAGCAACACCUGAAUGCAAGGAUGGUGGUGGAGGAGAUUGGGAUGGGGCUACGAUUGUGGCCAAGGGAUAGGAAGGCACGUGGGAUAGUCGAAGCUAAAGAAGUGGCAAAAAUGGUGGUGGAGUUGAUGAAAGGGGAAGGUGGGACAAGAGUGAGAAAGAGGGUAAAUGAGGUUAAAGAAGCUGCAUAUGGUGCCAUGAAGGAAGGUGGCUCAUCGUCGAAGGCCUUGGACUCGUUAAUCAAACAUGUUUGUGAAGGCGUGCGUUUAGCAGUUUAGGGGUGUCUGAAUAUGCAGGAUCAUUGUAGUAUGUAAGUGGUUGUAAUUUGACAAAGGAUCAUCAAUAAGGAGAAUUGACUAUUAGUUCAUUA